Leptopilina boulardi is the source of this 831-nucleotide messenger RNA. RefSeq names its product protein FAM32A. The record is from RefSeq and is a predicted model, not a curated record. Gene Ontology annotation, cellular component: nucleolus. NCBI's taxonomy places the organism in Eukaryota, Metazoa, Arthropoda, Insecta, Hymenoptera, Figitidae. Bases 216 to 500 code for a protein of 94 amino acids. The transcript has 4 exons.
CCACAUUCUAGAUACAAAGUUCAAUUGCCCAUAGCCCGAUUGUAUAGUGUGUUGUAAAAUGUCAGCUACAGAAGACCCUUAUGAAAAUGUGUCAAGAGGAUCUCUAAAAUUAAAAGGAACCGAAAAUAUUAGUAAAAAGAGAUAUCAAACGUUACCUCGUCAUUCAGUUUCAUUGUGACGUAAUCAUAUGAAGAGGUAUUAACGAGUUGGUAAAAAUGUACGAUCGAGUUAUGUUCAGGAAAAAGAAGAAGGAGAAACAGAAGAAGAAACUUGUAGAAGUUACAAAAAUAAUAGAUGAUGAACGACUGGAAGAAAAUGUUACGGCUCCAAAACAUACAAAGGCAGAAUUAGCAUUCAAAAAAAUGCAAGAAAAAAUGCAAACAGAAAGAAUAAAGCAAAAAGCAUCUUUAACACACAAGCAAAGAGUCGAAGAGUUUAAUCGACAUUUGGAUGGUUUAACCGAACAUUUCGAUAUUCCUAAAGUCAGUUGGACGAAAUAAAAAAAGUAUUAUUUAUAUGAAAUCAUCAUCACUUAUUGUCAACCUAUUCUGUUGGCAGAAAAAUAUAAUUAUUCAUUGAAUACUUUCUACGUCUUAAAAUGUCUAUUUAUUUACUAUAAAUAAUAUUAUAUUACACGAAAAAAUGUAUCCUUAAUCUCUCAUUUAUUAAUAUGUUCUUCUAUAUCACAAAGUAAAACUAUUAGAAUAAUUGGAAAAAAUAUUAUAAGUUAAAUCAGUCCAAUUUAGUUACCCUAAAAUGUCUUUCUAUUUAUUGUUUAUUAACAUUAUACAGAACAUGUAUCAAUAAACAUGAUUUUUAAGUCCUUGAAAA